AUGGGCGGGGCGGCAGACUCCAGCCUCGGAGCCCGAGGGUGGGCGGCACUAGAGGGAGCCGCGGCCGCGCCCGCCCUGUCGCGCCUCGCUAGCUGCUCGGAGCGCCGCCUUCCCAGCCGCUCGGGGCCGCCGCGAUGGCGGAGGACAGCGAGUCUGCGGCCAGCCAGCAGAGCCUCGAGCUGGACGACCAGGACACGUGCGGAAUAGACGGAGACAAUGAGGAGGAGACGGAACACGCCAAAGGAAGCCCUGGAGGAGAUUUGGGAGCAAAAAAGAAAAAGAAGAAACAGAAGAGAAAAAAGGAGAAGCCAAAUUCUGGGGGUACCAAGUCCGACUCUGCAUCUGACUCCCAGGAGAUUAAAAUCCAGCAGUCUUCAAAAUUCAGAAGAUAUUCACAUUUUAAUUUUUCUGGGUGUCUGUCUAAUUACCUGCAUAGCACAACGCCAUCUGGCAGCAGAUUUCAGCCGGAGCAGCCAUGGGUGGUGAUACUAUGGAAGAAUCCCACCAUCCCUAUUCAGAAGCUACAGGACAUCCAGAGAGCAAUGGAACUGCUGUCUGCAUGCCAAGGCCCAGCCAGGAACAUUGAUGAGGCCACAAAGCGCAGAUACCAGUUCUGGGACACACAGCCAGUGCCCAAAUUGAAUGAAGUCAUAACAUCUCAUGGUGCAAUUGAACCAGACAAAGACAAUAUCCGCCAAGAACCGUAUUCUUUACCACAAGGUUUUAUGUGGGAUACUUUAGACUUGAGUAAUGCCGAAGUGCUGAAGGAGUUGUACACAUUGCUGAACGAGAAUUACGUGGAAGAUGAUGACAAUAUGUUCCGCUUUGACUAUUCGCCUGAGUUUCUCUUGUGGGCUCUGCGUCCCCCAGGCUGGCUUCUGCAAUGGCACUGUGGAGUCCGGGUGUCUUCAAAUAAAAAGUUAGUAGGUUUCAUAAGUGCCAUCCCAGCAAACAUCCGAAUUUAUGACAGUGUGAAGAGGAUGGUGGAAAUCAACUUUCUUUGUGUUCAUAAGAAACUAAGAUCAAAACGGGUAGCCCCAGUGUUAAUCCGAGAAAUAACUAGAAGAGUGAACCUAGAAGGAAUCUUUCAGGCUGUGUAUACUGCUGGAGUGGUUCUUCCUAAGCCUGUGGCCACAUGCAGGUACUGGCACCGAUCCCUGAACCCCAGGAAACUGGUAGAAGUGAAAUUUUCUCACUUGAGUAGAAACAUGACCUUACAGAGAACGAUGAAGCUUUACAGACUUCCGGAUGCUACAAAGACUUCAGGCUUGAGACCAAUGGAACCAAAAGAUAUCAAAGCAGUACGAGAACUCAUCAACAGCUACCUGAAGCAGUUUCAUCUGGCACCAGUGAUGGAUGAUGAGGAAGUGGCCCAUUGGUUCCUCCCCAGGGAGCACAUCAUUGACACAUUUGUAGUGGAGAACCCCAGUGGGAAGCUGACUGACUUCUUGAGCUUCUACACGCUCCCCUCCACGGUUAUGCACCAUCCUGCUCACAAGAGCCUCAAAGCUGCCUAUUCCUUCUACAACAUUCAUACAGAGACACCCCUGUUGGACCUUAUGAACGAUGCGCUCAUUAUAGCCAAGUUGAAAGGAUUUGAUGUAUUCAAUGCACUAGAUCUGAUGGAAAAUAAGACCUUCUUGGAAAAACUCAAAUUUGGUAUAGGAGAUGGCAACUUACAGUAUUAUUUGUACAACUGGAGGUGUCCAGGGACAGACUCUGAAAAGGUUGGACUUGUUCUACAGUAGAUGGAUAUGUUAUUUCUAGAAGGCUGACGUUGUCAUUUGUUAAUAUUCUAUUUAGUGAUUCCUGGAACUGUCAUUCCAAAGAAGAAUAAAAGCACAAGUUGAGUGAAAUUGAAGUAGUCGCUAACAAUCAAAACAGAUGGUCAGUAGGACCCGUUUCUAGUCAGGAUAUUGAGAGCCAGUCUCUGCGGUUGACUGACAUGUGGGAGGGAUGACGGUGUCCACAGAGCUCUCACAAUAGAGGAUGUUGUCUUUUACUCUAGAAGUGGGACUGUGUUUCUGUAAACCAAACAGAAGUGGCAGUGUCAUGUUACAACCUUUGCUGCUUUUGUUUAUUAAGUGGUGAUAUACUUGUAAAACAGAACAAGGAUCCAUGGGUAUCACCUUACAUGAUGUUACUGGGAAUGUUUAUAGAAUUGACGUGUGGCAGAUAUUUAACGUAUGGAGCAAUAUGAAAAUGUACCAGUGACUCAGCACAUUUAUUCUACAAGCAUAGUAGCCAGAUCAGCAAACACACAGGUCUAUCCCUAAGCAUAGUAGCCAGAUCAGCAAACACACAGGUCUAUCCCUAAGCAUAGUAGCCAGAUCAGUAAAUAUACAGGUCUGUCCUUUGCUCUUCAGCAGGCCAGUGGAUUGUUUCAAAAGCAAAGUUUGGGGCAGAUGUUCAGUGCGCUCAGUGGAGAGUGCCCCGCUGACUGCGCAGACCGUGUGGCUGCUGUGCAAUCUCCUUUCUCAGCAAUGUCAAGGGUGUGAGGGAAAGAAAGUGAAAAGGCUCUAAGGUCAGAGGACUGUAUUAGUGCUGUCAGCACACAGAUGGUCUGAAUGUUUUUAUUAUGCAAAAUUGCACAUGUUCCUUUAUGCUGACUUUAAUUUAUCAUAAAAAUUGUCAUGCUAAUGGAAAAUGUCUUACUUGUAAAUAAGUAUUCAUAAUUUUGUUACUGACGUUGUUUUUACCUAGAAUUUGAAAAACAAGUUUCACAGUGUACAUAUAUGUGUAUAUGCUGCCACUGAUCCAAGGGAAUAUAAAAUAUUAAACAAGGCCAUUGUAUAGACUGGGCCUGAGUCAGAUGCCACAACGUAGAUACUUGUUCCUGCCUUUACUACAGUGCCUCCAACUCCAGUCCAGAACGCUACUGCAGACAAUAUGGCAUUUCCUUCCCUACUGGAAGCACUCGCCAAAUGUGAACUGUAGGCCGAGUCUCACCUGUUGGCUAUACUACACAGCUCACAAGCUGAAAAUGCUUUUUUUUUUUUUAAUGGUUGGGGGAAAUAGUCAAAAAAAUAAAAAAAUGACAUUUUGUGGCAUGCAAAUCUUAUGAAAUUCAAACAUUUUUUCAGAAUACAGUCAUCUCUUCAUUUAUGUCCUACUUGUAGCUGCUUCAUGCUACAAAGGGAAAUGAUGUAGCUGUGACAGACUGGACUGUAUUGCCUGCAAAGUUAAAAUGUUUGCUGUCCGGCCUCUUGUGGACUGGUGUCCUAAGCAGGCCACAAAUUGUGCCAUCCCUGAUGGCACCACUAGAAGGGGACACCUGGGCCCCAGAAGUGGGACUAGUACUGCUCCCAGAUUUCUCCUUUCAUAAGGUCCAUGCCCAACGGUGUCACAUUUUUAACAGACCGCCUUCAGGAUAUAAAACUACCUAUUCAUUGGAACAGUUUUAAAGUUAGGCAUUAGGUAAGCGUGUUUAGUGAAUCUGGAUUCACAACUCUUUGGGAAUUGUUACAUUCUUUUUUUUUUUUGUCUUAUAUAAAUUGAGUUUUCAGGUAAGAAUUAGCAUUCAGAAAUUUGCCACGGGCUUAUUUACCUCAAUAGGACACUGUUAAAACAUUCCUUUAGAGAUCUGUCUACUGUACACUACAGUUAUAAAACUAUCAUUUUAAAUACACCGACAGUUAGGACUAGUGUCUUCAAAAUUUAAGGACAUGACCAGUCGGUAUUUUAGAGAAUCAGUAACCAGUGCAUCUGCUUGGAUAUAAAAUAGCUGUUAAAACCAAGUGUAAAAGCCAGUCUCCAGAGUUAAAUCUGUACUAUAUAUUCAAAUUGUGCUGUAAGGUUUCUUUCCUUCAAAAAAAGGAAAUUUGUCACCAUAUAGAACAAAGGUGGCCUUUAAGUUCAACCAAAACAUGGGGUGAAGUUUUAAUAAUCCCGUUUACCUUCUAAAUCACAGAAUGAUUUUCUAGACACAUAGUAGAUUCAUAAAGCACUGGUAACUCCAUUUCCUAGCCUGAAAGACCCCCUCAUUGUAUCUCCCCUCUUGCUACAUUUCACCUAAGUUACUACUGUAGUUAAUUUUUGUUUUGGUGCUGGGGAUCAAGCCAGAGAUUGUAUGUGCUAGUAAGCACUUAUUUUGCCACAGAGCUGUACCCCCAAUGUACUUUUGAUAGAUGAUGUGCAGGGAGGGAAUUCUUACUGAUACAACCUUAUUAAGCCUUUCUCCCAAGCCUGCAUCAGUGCUUACCUACAAAGAAAGCCAAAUUACCACAGAGUAAAAACGAUAUGCCGCUUCUGAAGACAAUGUCUGCUUAGCAUUUAGUGAGUCUCCCUCGCAGCUGAGGACCGUCUCCAGUUGUUUCACUGACCUUACUAGACCAUGUCUGUGGCCCAUCUUCCAAGUUUGGUAGAGAAAUGUUAAGUGCUGUAGGAAACUGAUAUUCUUGCAAGCAAGCAUUGUACCAGCCUUUAAAGCAGUGAAUUUAUAUACGCAUGGACAUUAGUCUCAAUAAACUUUGGUUUUGUUAA
Molecule: messenger RNA, 4482 nt
Organism: Meriones unguiculatus (Mongolian gerbil)
Lineage: Eukaryota; Metazoa; Chordata; Mammalia; Rodentia; Muridae
Gene: Nmt2
Product: N-myristoyltransferase 2
Exons: 14
Coding region: 135-1748 (537 amino acids)
Biological process (GO): N-terminal peptidyl-glycine N-myristoylation
Cellular component (GO): cytoplasm
Molecular function (GO): glycylpeptide N-tetradecanoyltransferase activity
Source: RefSeq, a predicted model, not a curated record